UAUGUAAGUUAUUUUUAUUUUAACUUAUAAUCCAAAUAGGCCACAUGAGCUGUAUUCUAUCUGUCCCAGUUCACAAUUGUCACUGUGCUGCUACAAGGAUCUGAGAGACUGUAUUGUGAAUACAUUCAAAUUACUAUUACACUAGCGCUCACUCCACCCACCACCAAAUCUUAAAUCACAGGUACGAAGUAAAACUCUCUGCUAGUGUUCACACUCGACAGUAAUAAAUUUUGCUGCUACUUAAGCAUCAGUUUGCACAAUAUAUUGAAGAGCUUUCUGGUUUAUGUUAGCUUCCAACAAUGGCUGUUGUGACUGCUAAGCUACUAUCUGCUUGCAUCAUUGCCCUCAUUGCCAUUUCCAUGCUUCAAACAAUGGUUGUGGCAUCCCAUGGACAUGGAGGUCACCACUACUAUGACAAGAAAAAAUUUGGACCUGGAAGUCUCAAGAACUACCAAUGCCCUUCGCAAUGCACAAGGAGGUGUAGCAGGACCCAGUACCACAAGCCCUGCAUGUUUUUCUGUCAGAAGUGUUGUAUGAAGUGCCUGUGUGUCCCCCCGGGGUAUUAUGGGAAUAAAGCAGUGUGCCCUUGCUACAACAACUGGAAGACUAAGAGAGGAGGACCCAAGUGCCCUUAACCUCUUCUUCCAUCAAGUUAACAACAAAGUUAUAUAGCUUUAAUUUCCAUAAAAUGUAAUGUCUCAAUUAUUCAAAAGAUAAAAUUUUGAAUGUAAUUUUAAUGUGUUUACUUCAAUAAUUAAUCUACAUCAGCUUUCAUGGUUAA
This is a messenger RNA of Vigna angularis (adzuki bean), 781 nucleotides long. RefSeq names its product gibberellin-regulated protein 4. NCBI's taxonomy places the organism in Eukaryota, Viridiplantae, Streptophyta, Magnoliopsida, Fabales, Fabaceae. Bases 300 to 635 code for a protein of 111 amino acids. The transcript has 7 exons. The record is from RefSeq and is a predicted model, not a curated record.